AUGAAUCCUCUCUUCGGCCCCGAGCUAUGGGAAAAGCUAGGCAAGAACCCCGAGACGGCCGCCCUCCUCGCAGACCCGUCCUUCAAACCCGUCCUUGACGAUCUCAAGUCCGACCCGACCGCCCUGUCCAAGCACAUCGCCGAUCCUCGCGUCCUAAAGCUCUUCACCGCCCUUUCCCAGCAGUCCACCGCCAUGCCCGGCUCCACCGCGUCCGAGACCGUCGUCGAGGACGCCACCAUGUCCGACGCCGCGCCGCAGGCAGCAUCGAGGGAAGCCCCACCCGCGGAGCCGGCAGCCCCGCCCGCGCCAGAGCCCGAGCCGGAGAACCUCACCCCGGAGGAGAAGAAGAAGCGCGACUCCCUCGCCGAGAAGGACCGCGGCACGGCUGCGUACAAGAAGCGCGACUUUGCCGCUGCCAUUGACGCGUAUUCAAAAGCCAUUGAGAUUGACCCGGACAACAUGUCCUUCCUCACCAACCGUGCGGCCGCUAAACUGGAGAGCGGUGACAUCCAGGGCUCCAUCGACGACUGCAAGAAGGCCAUUGCCGAUAAUUCCGAGCGCCAACUCAGGACUGAUUUCAAGAUCAUUGCCCGCGCGUACGGUCGCAUGGGCAACGCAUAUCUCAAGAUGGACGACUAUGAUAACGCCAUCAAGUCCUUUGAAAAGAGCCUUCUCGAAUUUUCAGAUCCAAAGGUCACACGCACCUUAAGGGAAGCAGAGAGGACUCGCACGAGGAAGAUUGAGGAGGCCUACGUUGACCCAGAGCUGUCCAAGCAGGUCCGGGCGGAGGGGAAUGAGCUUUUCAAGGCUGGCAAGUUUCCCGAGAGCAUUGCAAAGUAUACAGACGCCAUCAGGCGUAACCCGAAGGAUGCCGCUCCAUAUUCAAACCGCGCCGCUGCCUACAUGAAGCUUGGUGAACUGCCUAUGGCCAUGAAGGAUUGCGAUCGCUGUCUCGAUAUUGAUCCAGAUUUUGUCAAGGCAUACAUUCGCAAGGGAAACGUUCACUUUUACAUGAAGGAAUAUCACAAGUGUCUCACCAUCUACGAAAAGGGCCUCAAGCUCGCUCCUAACAACAGAGAACUGCGCCAGGGACUAAUGAAGACCCAGAUGAAGAUCCAGGAGCAGCAAAGCUCUGGUGAGGUCGACCAAGCGCAAAUGGACCAGGCGAUGCAGGACCCCGAAAUUCAGCAGAUUCUUCAAGACCCGCAGAUGAAUACACUUCUCAAACAGAUGCAAGAGGACCCCAAGUUUGCCGCCAAGGCGAUGCGCGACCCGGAUGUCGCCGGGAAAAUCCAGAAGCUCAUGGCCUCGGGCUUCUUGAGAGUGGGAUGAUGGGGGAUCCGUGUACAAGGACAAGAGUUGCCGCUGGUGUGUGGGCGUUUCGUUUGAGUUUAACAUGUUGAGUUUUCAUGGAUUGUGUCACAUUAUGUAUCGCAGCCGAAUUGCUCGGUUAUUCACUCUUGACGCAGGUGUACAUGGUGUUCAUACCGUUUUACAUACAAAUAAACGCUGCCUAGUUCAGUCUAGUUUAGAAGCAA
Chondrus crispus (carragheen) is the source of this 1538-nucleotide messenger RNA. RefSeq lists its product as hypothetical. Gene Ontology annotation, molecular function: Hsp90 protein binding. The record is from RefSeq and is a predicted model, not a curated record. The coding region runs from base 1 to 1332 and encodes 443 amino acids. The transcript is spliced from 2 exons. Lineage: Eukaryota; Rhodophyta; Florideophyceae; Gigartinales; Gigartinaceae.